CUCAGGAUGCUUUUCUACUCAUUUUUCAAAUCUCUGGUGGGUAAAGACGUAAUUGUAGAGCUGAAGAACGACCUUAGCAUCUGCGGUACACUCCACUCGGUGGACCAGUUUUUAAAUAUCAAACUGACAGAUAUAAGUGUGUCCGAUUCAGACAAGUACCCUCACAUGUUAAGUGUUAAGAACUGUUUUAUCAGGGGAAGUGUAGUCAGAUAUUGCCAUAUUCCGGCAGAAGAAGUGGACCCUGCCCUUUUGAUGGAUGCUACCCGAAAAGAAGCGCAGCAAAAUAAGCAAUCUACUGGAGCUUAACACUGAAUCAUAUAAACAUUAUUAACAGAAGCUAUUACACUAUCACUUACUAUUAUUUGACAUUUUGUCACGAAUUUGUACGUGUUUUCUUGAAAUGGAAAACUGCUUCUUUCGUCAAGGAUGCCAAUCUUUUACAUCUUGUUCUUAAGGUUUAUCUUGAGACAGAGCUUUUGAUAUAUUUUAAUAAUUUGAUAUUUAUCACCUGUAUUGAGUACAUUUCUUCGUGAUACUUUAAAUUCAACUUUUAACA
This is a messenger RNA of Bolinopsis microptera, 556 nucleotides long. RefSeq names its product U6 snRNA-associated Sm-like protein LSm2. Gene Ontology annotation, biological process: mRNA splicing, via spliceosome. Gene Ontology annotation, cellular component: Lsm1-7-Pat1 complex; P-body; precatalytic spliceosome. Gene Ontology annotation, molecular function: RNA binding. The record is from RefSeq and is a predicted model, not a curated record. The coding region runs from base 7 to 306 and encodes 99 amino acids. Lineage: Eukaryota; Metazoa; Ctenophora; Tentaculata; Lobata; Bolinopsidae. The transcript is spliced from 3 exons.